CGUGAGAUGGCGAGCAGUUGGCGGAUGAAUAUGGCGCCAAAAGUAGAGAGCAACAGAGGAGAGAGAAACCGACCAAAACAUCGGAGGAGAGAAAAUCUCUGUCUUAGCCGUGUCUCGUCUCGUCUCUUCUCUUCUCUUCUCUUCUCUUCCCUCAACCCCAAUCUCUAUCUCUCUCUCUCUCUCUCCAUGGCAGCAGACCACCAGCUUAGGGAAGCAUUGUAUUGCAGAAGAUGGGAAAGGAUUUGCAGCACCAAGAAAGCGGAAUUUCUCUGGAUAAUCCUCAACCAGGAUGCAUGUGGGGAAUAUUACAUCACUUCCACCGCACUAAAUGGCUUAAUGUCAAGAAACGGUUGCCUAGCAGAAGGUUUGGCAGUUCGAAAAAUGACUCUGAUCAAGGGAGUAAAGAAACUGCUCCGGGUGGAGGUGAAAUUCAAGGAAACAUAGAUGCCAAAACCGAGAAUUCUGCUGCAGGGAAAGCUGGGGACUCGUCUGGUUCGGUUUCUAAGUCCAUGAGAUCUCGAUUGAAAGCUUUAAUCGUGGACGAAGUGUAUAAAAGAAGGGGCCAACACAAUCGAACCUCAUCGUGCCCAAGCCCAACACACUCACCACUAGCCCGAACAAAUUCCAUCCAUCGUCGAGCUCCUUCAAGUGUAGAUCUUCCUGACAAUGAUAUUUCUUUAGCUGACAAAACUUCUAAGCAUAAUCGCACUAGUAGUGCCCAUUGUUCUGCCACUAGCUUAUCGGACCCGGUCCUGCCAAGUAUGGCCAAGCCAGAGUCAAAGCGAUUCCCGGGUGCUCUUGAUCAAUUAGACAUGAAAAAGGAGGUAUUCCUCAAAUUCUUACAUUACCGGGGUUCAGCGUUUGGGCAUCAAUUGCAUAGCACCCAGGGGUCGAAAAAGCCAGUAGGACUAACCAAGUCGGUGUCGUUUCCUUCUGCUGGCUCGUUCCUAAGAGAGGCGUUUAUUGUUAAAGAAAUCGAGCAUUAUGCAAAAGCAGAAAGGCCUGCACCCUCACCCGAGCUGUGCAGGGAAGGUAGUGUUACAAAACGUCUUUUGACAAAUCCCGAGUUCUUUGACAAUGUCCCUCCAGAUUUAAGUGGGGAGCAUAAGAACAAGCAUGAUAGUAAACAAGGUAAAAAAAGUUUCAGGAACCUAAGGGAUAAAAUAAGGCAUGCAAUAAGGGAGAGCAAAAAGGAGAAGCAUAGGAUUGUCAUGGAUGCAGUUCUUGAUAAAGUCCCCCACGGACACGAUAAAAAAGAAGAGUUGGACACGAAAUACAGAAGGUCCCUCCGGAGGAGUUCCAGUAGUACUUCUCCAUUUGGAAAGACCGAUGCACGAUACAUGAAACGAACCGUGUCUUGCAAUGACUUUGCAGACCGCUAUAAUCGGUUGCUCGAAUCCUGUUUCAAACAAAAAGUAAAACACCAUACCUCCGAGAGGCAGAGCUAUGGAGCAUUAGGAACGCCUUCCUCUUCUAGUGCUGGCCCCAAAACCCUCGGCAGGAUUCUUUCGUUGCCUGAUCUGAGGUGUUAUGGUUCAAAUGAGGAUUGUCUAUAUGCUAGUUCUUCUAACACGCCAUUCAGUACUGCUGCAGGACACACCUUGAGUAUCUCCGGUGACCAAAAGCAUCUGGAAAUUCAAAGUGAUUAUGAUGACUUUAGUGGCUUACAAACUCACGAGAGCCCUGCCCCCUAUAGCAACAACAUCAAGCGCACUUCAUCUUCUGAUUCAGUACUUGACAAACCAACACAAAUAUCGGCUCCUGAAAUAGAUCUCCAGUUCACAACAGAACCAGCAGAGUUCUCUAUGGAUGAAGGAGAUUCAUUUGCUGACCAAGAAAACAUAUCAAAGACAGAAAAUAUAAGCACAGCAGAAGAUUCAGUAAACGAUGAGAAGGGAUGGGAGGACAUGUGUAUGCGUAUUGAGGUUGAUGACAGUAACAGGGCUGCAUUCGAUUAUGUAAAACGUAUACUACAAGAAUCGGGAUUAUGCAGAGGAGAGUUCCUAGAGAGAUGGCAUUCGGCUGAAAUGCCAUUAAACCCUCUGGUGUUUGAUGAAGUGGAGCAGUGCAUUAUGGCACAAUCAGACUGUACUGGAAGUGAAGAUGAUGGCGCGUACGAUCAUCUUCUUCUGUUUAGUUCAGUGAAUGAGACGGUGCUAGAAAUAUACGACAAGUCGUAUGUGUACUGGCCAAAUCCACUGACGUGCCGGUCUUGUAUCAGACGAAUGCCUGUAGGUUAUGGGGUUUUAGAGGAAGUGUGGGGCAAUAUCAGGCGGUUACUGCGCCAGAGUGAUUUGCUUGAGGAUCCGGUGGGCUGGGAUUUGGCUAGGGGUGAUAAUUGGAUGAAUCUUCAGUUUGAAGCAGAGUGUGUUGGACUUGAGCUGGAAGACCUCAUAUUAGAUGAUCUUUUGGAUGAGCUGCUUUAUGAUGACCUGCUUGUAUAUUGACUUCAUCUAUCAGCAGAUUUUGUAGGAGUGGGAAGUAUAUUUCCCUAUGUUCAUACAAUUUAAUGACAGCCACUUUUUUUUUAACAUGUUAGUUUAUAUUCCAGACAACAAUGGUUUGGGUUAGUACAAUCAGUAUUACUUACAGUAUACCAUAGUCCCAAGUUUGUAAAUCUUCAUACCAUGAAAAUGUGAAAUUCAGUAAAA
Molecule: messenger RNA, 2651 nt
Organism: Ipomoea nil (Japanese morning glory)
Lineage: Eukaryota; Viridiplantae; Streptophyta; Magnoliopsida; Solanales; Convolvulaceae
Product: protein TRM32-like
Exons: 5
Coding region: 231-2447 (738 amino acids)
Source: RefSeq, a predicted model, not a curated record